Colletotrichum karsti is the source of this 2439-nucleotide messenger RNA. RefSeq names its product duf255 domain protein. Lineage: Eukaryota; Fungi; Ascomycota; Sordariomycetes; Glomerellales; Glomerellaceae. The transcript has 3 exons. Gene Ontology annotation, biological process: carbohydrate metabolic process. The coding region runs from base 1 to 2439 and encodes 812 amino acids. The record is from RefSeq and is a predicted model, not a curated record.
AUGGUCGCCUCUGAGCUGUCGCAGGCGGCGCGCACUGAGCAGACCGGACCAUCGCAGCUGUCGGUGGCUCUCAACAACGACGCGCCGCAAUUCCCACCGCUAGUCAAUCGUGUCGGGCAGAGCAAAAGUCCCUACGUCCGCAGCCAUGCCGAAGGCCGCGUUGCCUGGCAGCUUCUCGACGACGAGACGGUCGAGCGGGCGAAGCAGGAGAACAAACUGAUAUACCUCCACAUUGGCUUCAAGGCUUGUCAUUACUCGCGACUUACAUCUACCGAGUGCUUUACCCAUCCCGAAUGCGCGAAGAUCCUUAACGAAUCCUUCAUUCCCGUCAUCAUCGAUCGCGAGGAGCGUCCCGAGCUCGACACCAUAUACAUGAACUACGUGCAAGCAGUCAGCGGAAACGGCGGCUGGCCUCUGAACCUCUUCCUGACUCCCGAGCUCGAGCCCGUCUUUGGCGGCACAUACUACCCCGCCCCGGAGCCGAACAACGGCAGCUUCGGCGACGAUGAGCGUCUCGACUUCCUGGCCAUCUUGCGCAAGUUGCAAAAAGUGUGGAAGGAGCAGGAGGCAAGAUGUAGGCAGGAAGCGAAGGAGGUCGUGGUGAAGCUGCACGACUUCGCGGCCGAGGGAACUCUCGGUAUGAGCGGGACGGUCGCGCCCGGUGUUGCUGGAUCACAGGGUUUCACGCUCGGGAGAUCCGAGACCGGCCUGGAACAUCCCAGCAUAGGCAGAACGGCGGCGGCGAUGUCGAGCGAGCUCGAUCUCGACCAGCUAGAGGAGGCCUAUUCGCACAUCGCCGGCACCUUCGACACCGUCUACGGAGGGUUCGGGAUGGCGCCGAAGUUCCCGACCCCGCCGAAGCUAUCUUUCCUCCUCCGCCUACCUCGAUACCUUGGGCCUGUUCAGGACGUUGUUGGCGAGACCGAAUGCGCGCACUCCGCUGAGAUGGCGCUCUUCACACUGAGGAAGAUCCGUGAUAGUGGAUUGCGCGAUCACGUUGGUGGACAUGGUUUCGCGAGGUACUCCGUCACGGCAGACUGGAGUGUGCCGCGCUUCGAGAAGCUAGUGGUUCACAACGCCCUGCUUCUUGGUCUGUAUCUGGAUGCGUGGUUGAUCGCCAGCAACGGUGACAAGGAUGAGGAGUUCUACGACGUCGUGGUGGAGUUGGUGGACUACCUCACCAGCCCGCCCAUCAGCUUGCCGGGUGGUGGUUUUGUCUCGAGCGAAGCCGCGGACUCGUACCGCCGCGGAGACAGGCACCUCCGAGAAGGGGCGUACAGCUUGUGGACGCGCAGGGAGUUUGAUGCUGUCAUCGGGGAUGACCACGAAGCUGCCUUGGCUGCAUCGUACUGGAACGUCCUGGAGCACGGCAACAUUGAACCCGAUCAAGAUCCAAACGACGAGUUCGUCAACGAGAACAUUUUGCGGGUUGUGAAGGACAAGGCCGAGAUCGGAAGACAGGCCGGUAUCACCAUUGACGAGGUCAAGAGGGUCUUGGACUCCGCAAAGCAGAAGCUCAAGGCGCACAGAGAGAAGGAACGUACGAGGCCAGAAGCCGACACCAAGAUUGUCGCGGGACGCAACGGCCUUGUGAUCGGUGCUUUGGCAAGAACCGGAUCGGCGCUCUCAUUUGUCGAUGUUGAUAGAAGCAGAGCAUGCUUCGAGGCAGCUGGCAAGGCCGCCGCUUUCAUCAAGGCGAACUUGUGGGAUGAUCAGGAAAAGAUCUUAUACAGGAUAUACAACGAGGGUCGAGGCGACACCAAGGGCUUGGCUGACGACUAUGCCCACCUGAUCGAGGGUCUUCUCGACCUCUAUGAAGCAACAGGAGAGGAGGAGUGGAUCGAAUUUGCCGAUGAGCUCCAGAAGGUCCAAAUCGAUAUUUUCUACGAUAGCACUUCAAUCGAAAUCUCGGCUCCCGAGCCCCCGGCUUCGCGCUCUUCCUGCGGCGCCUUCUACACCACCCCCGAGAACGCCCCGCACACUAUUCUCCGCCUCAAAGACGGCAUGGACACGGCCCUGCCUUCUACGAACGCCGUUUCCGUCUCCAACCUCUUCCGUCUUGGUAUCAUGCUCGGCGACGAAGCUUACACCGCUCUCGGCCGCGAGUCCAUUAACGCUUUCGAGGCGGAGGUUCUGCAGUACCCCUGGCUCUUCCCGGGUCUCCUGUCCGGCGUCGUAACGGCUCGACUCGGCGGAGCGACCUGGGUCAUCAUCCGCAAGGACGGUGAAGAGGACGACGUCAUGACUCAGAGGCUGCUGCAGAAGAUUCACCUCGAAGCCAGAGGCGGGCUACGGAACAUUCUUUACCUCAAGAGCGAGAACGAUCUGCUGGCCAACAGAAGCCCCAUGCUCAAGGAGCUCCUUCUUUCGGCACAGCCAGGGGCGUAUCGUCUCGAGGAUGGUGGCUACCGUCCAAUCAACCGAGGUGAUGUCGCGUGA